This is a messenger RNA of Pezoporus occidentalis (night parrot), 1812 nucleotides long. It is a transcript of the gene CARHSP1, whose product is annotated as calcium regulated heat stable protein 1. Gene Ontology annotation, biological process: regulation of mRNA stability. Bases 1 to 564 code for a protein of 187 amino acids. The record is from RefSeq and is a predicted model, not a curated record. The transcript is spliced from 5 exons. Lineage: Eukaryota; Metazoa; Chordata; Aves; Psittaciformes; Psittacidae. Gene Ontology annotation, molecular function: mRNA 3'-UTR binding. Gene Ontology annotation, cellular component: cytoplasm.
AUGCGACGCGGGGCGCUCCACGACAGCACUAGAGCCGUCCGUCAGCCCGGCCCGCCGUGGGGCCGCCACAGCCCGCGCGGACCAGGCUUUUCUCAGGCAUCAGGAAUGUCUUCUGAGCCCACUUCAUCUGCCUCGCAGCAGUCUCCCACCUCUCCACCCUCAACCGGUUCUCUCCAUCUGCCUGAAACCCGCAGGGCAAGAGACCGCUCCCCAUCGCCCAUGAGAGGGUACCUCAUUCCCAGCCCGCUGCCCACCCGACGGACCAGAACCUUCUCAGCAACCGUGAGAGCAUCGGAGGGUCCUAUCUACAAAGGUGUCUGUAAAUGCUUCUGUCGCUCCAAAGGCCAUGGAUUUAUUACCCCUGCAGAUGGAGGGCCUGACAUCUUUGUACACAUCUCUGACAUCGAAGGCGAGUAUGUUCCCGUGGCGGGCGAUGAGGUCACCUAUAAGAUGUGCACCAUCCCCCCGAAGAACGAGAAGCUGCAGGCAGUGGAGGUGGUGAUCACCCACUUGGCUCCUGGAACCAAGCACGAGACCUGGUCGGGGCACGUCGUCAGCUCCUGAGGUGCCCCAGAGGGAGCACAGUCACUGCUCAUCACCUGGCUGCAGUGGACCUGUGCUAAGAAUACCUUGUGUGUUGUGCAGGGGGAAAUACUGCCUUGUCAAUAAAGCAGAAGCAGGCCAGAAUUAGUGGUGUUACAGCUGAAAAACAAAACAAAAGGCAAUUCAAAUGCUAAUGAAAACAAAAUUUAGAGCAAUGUGUUUACAAAACUGUAUUUUAAUGAGAGCUGGUGUGUGCUUGGUGGAGGAGGGGAAGCUUGGGGUUUCUCUUUUAUCAUCUCGUGAGCUGGUGCCAGGAAAUGCCCAGGGGACUCGAGGAGAGGUUUGGAGGAGAGCUUUGGCCACGGCAGAGGCACCACUCUGAGGCCCUAGAGGUGUGUGAGCACUGUUCCUUUGAGCUGCUCCUCUGUAAGGCUUCGAGUACACUUCCUGCUGGGACAGUGCCUGCACACCUUGGCUUGGGCGAGGGAGAGGUGUUCACUGCUGCCACGCUUUGCCUUACGGAAGGAAGCUCACAGAAGAGCAGCUACAGCAGGGUGGGAAUUUUCCAUCUGGUGGUUACACUCCCAUGGCCCCGGCUGGGUGCCCUUCAGGUGCUCCCUUUGCAUGCCUACAUCUGAGUGGAAUAUUGUGGUUUUAAAGCCUGGAUUGUUUGUGAAUCGAUUUAGGUGCCUUGAUGGUUGAUUAGCAACGGAUUUUAUAGGCCAGUGUUAAAAAAAAAAAAAAAAAACUACAAAAAGAAUCAACCCAAAAUUUGAAAAUUUCGCUUCAAGAUAAGUGGUAGAAAACUGUAAAGUAGUGGGUGCUUCACAGCCUCUGUGUCUGUAUUUAGACAAAGCUGAAGAUUACCUUCUUGAUGGCAUAUAGUUGAAUGUCUGCCACAGCAUUGCUCUGGACAGGCAGAGUAACUGUACCUCUGGAAAGCAAGCUGUAUGCUGUUCAGUAUCACAGUGUAUGCUGUUCAGAUGCAAGUGUGUAAACUGCUGUGCGAGUUCCUGAACAGGCUCAGCUGCAUGUCUGGAUGAAGCAGAUUCUGCAGCUGCUCCAUGGAGCAGCUCAGUAGGAUGUGAUAUGGUCACCCUCGCCCUGACUCUUCUCUGCCUGCAAGAUUUCAAGUAGUUGUAAUGCAACUUAUGUCUGUCCCUGUUUGCCUUCCACAUCUUUUAUUUUCCAAAUGAAGCAUUUUUCUCUGUUAUGUUCCUAACAGUGGAUUUUUAUUGACUUUGCAAAUAAAGAAAUAGAAAAGAUGGC